UGUGGUGCCGUUGGGAAAGGAAGCAUGAGUUGUUACUUUGGUAGCGUGACGUUAGUGUUCGUAGACGUUGGGAAGCGUAGCUUUUAUAUUUGUGUGUGCUGAGCUGCAGUAGAAACAGCCAUUCUAAUUUCAGUAUUGAAUUGCACGUAUUUUCUUAAAUUAUCCAAGGUAUCUUGGAAUUUUAUUAUACUCGGCCGAAAGGAGCAUGCAAUUUCGAAGGCGUCUUAGCUGUGUCAGCGUUAAACGCAGAGAAUAUAUACGCUUGUGUCAACAAAUAAAAUUACGGCGAUUAAGGUAACAUGCUUCUGAAGGUCAUUACAAAGUUUAUAAAUUUUUAAAUCUUUCAGAAUCACAAAAAGGAAUUUCUAUUUCAAUUAUGGCUUCCAUAACAAACGUUACUAGAGCAGGUCAAGCUGAAAUCCUUCGUGCAGCUCAGAAAGAUGACCAGAUUACAGACACACUCAGUGACCUUGUUUCUGAUAUAAUAUACAUGUUUGCUGGAAAUAGGAGGUUUCUGAAAGCACGGAAUUUGAGGGAAGCCAUAGCAAAGUUUUUGUAUUAUGGAUUCACAACUGUACCUGGUUUCCAAACACUAGGUGAAGAGUAUACAGGAAUGAUUCAGAUUGAUAAAACAAGUAGGAAUGUACCAAGCAAGAUGCUAAGAAUAUCUAUGAUUAUACUGAACUGUGGGGGGGAAAUUUUUCUCCUUCAUUUCCUCAGUAGAUUGGAAAAACAUCUCAAAUUACCAUCUAGUGCGACACAGCUGCGACCAGAAAUUCAAACAAAGUUGCUUUCAUACAUUGGUGUCAUUAAGGGUUUGAUUCCAUAUAUUUAUAGAUUGCAUAAAGGAAUUUUUUAUCUUAAUGGCAAUUAUUAUCACCUUGCCAAAAGACUGACUGGAAUCAAGCAUAUUUUGGUACGGCAUUGGUUAAAAGCUGGAAUACAACAUAGUGGUUUCAAGAUUUUGGGAGUUAUUUCUUUAUCAUAUCUCCUACUGCUUGCUCUCCAUACUUGUAUCAUGUGGUGGAAAUUACAACAUACUUCUGCAAAUAUGUUUGCUGUGCAAGAUCUCGAGUUGAAAGAUUCUGCAAUAUCUGGCUCAAAGGAGCGUUGUGCCCUGUGUUUGGAGGAUAGGAAACACACAACAGUAACACCUUGUGGUCACCUCUUUUGUUGGAAUUGCAUCUUAGAGUGGGUGCAAACGCAACAAAUGUGCCCACUGUGUCGAGAGAGAGUGUUGCCAUCCCGUGUUGUUUUACUUCAGAACUAUGAGCCUACACAUGGAUUAAGGAAGGUAUUUUAAAUGAUGUAUCCAUGUGUGAUGUAAUUAAAGCUGAAUAAAUGGACUUGACUGUGAUGAACAUGAUAAUUUAUCUGAAUUGUGAAGACCUUGAACUAUUAAGAUGGCAUAAGUUAACAGCAUAUAAUUGAAAAUAUAUAUAUAUAUGCAGAUGUAAA
Molecule: messenger RNA, 1458 nt
Organism: Zootermopsis nevadensis
Lineage: Eukaryota; Metazoa; Arthropoda; Insecta; Blattodea; Termopsidae
Source: RefSeq, a predicted model, not a curated record